GCAUAGCUGGGAUCCGGGGGGGUCCCUGCUCUCCGAGGGGGAUGGAGGCGGCCGGGCAGUAACGUGUCAGCACCGGAGCAAAGGUUGGGCAGCGGUUUGGGGCUGGAGGGGGGUCAGUGCCCGCCCGGACGGGGGUCACUGACCCCCCCCGUUCCCCAGGGCUGCUGAUGGCGCUGGACGUGCCGCAGGAGCGGGGGCUGGGCCACCUGGACCAGCGGUACCUGGACGGGCUCGAGGUUUGUCGCUUUCCCCUCCUGCCCUUCCUGCAGCCCCUGCCCCUCGACUGGAUGUACCUGCUCUACACCGUCAUGUUCCUGGGGGCGCUGGGCAUCAUGUUGGGGUGCUGCUACCGGCUGAGCUGCGUCGCCUUCCUGUGCCCGUACUGGUACCUGUUCCUGCUGGACAAAACCUCCUGGAACAACCACUCCUACCUCUACGGGCUGCUGGGCUUCCAGCUGGCACUGCUGGGCGCAGACCGCUAUGGGUCCGUGGACGGGCUGUUCCGUCCCCGGAAGCGCAACGCCCACGUCCCGCUGUGGAACUACGCCCUGCUGCGUGCCCAGGUGUUCAUCGUGUACUUCAUCGCGGGGCUGAAGAAGCUGGACGGGGACUGGGUCGGGGGCUUCUCCAUGGGCUCCCUCGCCCGGCACUGGCUCUUCUCCCCCUUCAGGCUGGUGCUGUCGGAGGAGCUGACCAGCCUGCUGGUGGUGCACGGGGGGGGGCUGGUGCUCGACCUCUCUGCGGGUUUCCUGCUCUUCUUCGAUGCCACGCGGCCCCUCGCCCUCGUCUUCGUCACCUACUUCCACUGCAUGAACUCCCAGCUCUUCAGCAUUGGGAUGUUCUCCUACACCAUGCUGGCCACCAACGGCCUGUUCUGCCGGCCCGAGUGGCCGCGGGGGCUCGUGGCCCGGUGCCCCCUGUGGCUCAGGGGGGUCCUGCCCAGCACGAAGCCCCCCCAGCCCAGCCCCGACUGCCACUAGGGGGCCGGGGGGCGCGGGGGGGGCCUUCGGCCUCGCCAGCACUUGGCUGCAGCCUUCACCAUCCUCUACGUGCUGGAGCAGCUCUUCCUGCCCUACUCCCACUUCAUCACCCCGGGCUACAACAACUGGACCAACGGGCUCUAUGGCUACUCCUGGGACAUGAUGGUCCACUCCCGCUUCCACCAGCACGUCAAGAUCACCUACAGGGACGGGCUCACCGGGGAGGUGGGCUACCUGAAACCAGGGGUGUUCACGCAGAGCCGGCGCUGGCGGGACCACGCGGACAUGCUCAAACAAUACUCGUCGUGCCUGAGCCGCCUCCUGCCCCGGUACAACGUGAGCCAGCCCCGCAUCUACUUCGACGUCUGGGUGUCCAUCAACGAGCGCUUCCAGCAGCGACUCGUGGACCCCCGUGUGGACCUGGUACGCGCCCCCUGGUCCCCCUGGACCCCCACGCCGUGGCUGCUCCCGCUGCUGGUGGAUCUGUCGCCGUGGCGGCAGCGGCUGCAGGAGCUGGAGGCGCAGCUGGACGGACACACGGACACCGUGUUCAUCGCCGACUUCCCCGGCCUGCACCUGGAGAACUUUGUGAGCGAGGACCUGGGGAACACGAGCCUGCGGGUGCUGCGGGGGCAGGUGCUGGUGGAGCUGGUGGAGCAGCAGCAGAACCACUCGCUCCAGGAGGGCCAGGGGAUGCAGCUGCCAGCAGGGCAGUACCACAAGGUGCACACGGUGUCCCCGGAGCCCUCGUGUUACAUGUACCUGUACGUGAACACCACGGCCCUGGAGCUGGAGCGGAACCUGACGCGGCUGCGGGAGCUGCGGGACCGAGUGCGCAACGGCACCGAGCGGUCCCCGCUGCCCCCCGAGCUGCGGCCCAUCCUGGGGGAGCCACCCCCCGCGGGGGUCCCGCUGGACCCGCUGGUCUCGCUGUUCCUGCGGCGGGAGCAGCGGGAGCAGCGGCGGGAGCGGGAAUCCAGCCCGGCCCAGCGCCUGCGGCGCUUCCUCCGCAGGAAGUUCUUCCUCUUCCGCCGCAGCGCCCUGAUGACCCUGAUCGCCCUGCGGAACCUGGCGCUGGGCCGCCCGGACCCCGAGCGCCUGGCACAGGAGGUGGCCUUCGCCAGCUGGCGCGGAGAGGAGGAGGAGGGGGCUCGGACCGAGGGCGAGGGAGGAGCCCGGGGGGGGGCCCGAGCUCUGAGCACCCGCAAUAAACCCUGUUUUUUUUAAGC
This is a messenger RNA of Neopelma chrysocephalum (saffron-crested tyrant-manakin), 2209 nucleotides long. It is a transcript of the gene GGCX, whose product is annotated as gamma-glutamyl carboxylase. The record is from RefSeq and is a predicted model, not a curated record. Lineage: Eukaryota; Metazoa; Chordata; Aves; Passeriformes; Pipridae. Gene Ontology annotation, biological process: peptidyl-glutamic acid carboxylation. Gene Ontology annotation, molecular function: gamma-glutamyl carboxylase activity; vitamin binding.